This is a messenger RNA of Helianthus annuus (common sunflower), 1852 nucleotides long. Its product is annotated as J domain-containing protein required for chloroplast accumulation response 1. Gene Ontology annotation, molecular function: clathrin binding. Gene Ontology annotation, biological process: clathrin coat disassembly; clathrin-dependent endocytosis. NCBI's taxonomy places the organism in Eukaryota, Viridiplantae, Streptophyta, Magnoliopsida, Asterales, Asteraceae. Bases 150 to 1676 code for a protein of 508 amino acids. The transcript has 9 exons. The record is from RefSeq and is a predicted model, not a curated record. Gene Ontology annotation, cellular component: intracellular membrane-bounded organelle; vesicle; cytoplasm.
CUUUUGGUCCCGACAAUUUUGUGGCUUCCAUUGCCCCACACUCUUCGUUUCUUCGUUGCACCUUUUCCCUACCACAACUUUCAUCGUCCCUCCCAUUGCUAUAUACUACCGCCAAUCUAUUGCAGUCAUCCUUAACUACUUCUUCUGUUAUGGACUCCGACAGCGACAUUAACUUUGACGACGUCUUUGGCGGCCCUCCGAUGUGGACGAGAUACACCUAUGGUGGUGGAUCUCAAAUGAAGUCUUGGGAGGAAACCAUGGUUUUCGGGGAGCCAAAUGAUCAUGAUGUUUUCAGGACAAGUACUGACGAGAGUGUCCGAUGGAGUUCUCCAAGCUUGCCUACCAAGAUGACCAAAGCUGUAGACACUCCUGUAUUUGGUUCAAGUGUGCAUACACAGAAUAACCAUCCAUAUAGAUUUUCAAGCCCAUCAACACAAAUUCUCAGAAACAAUUCAUGUCGAUCUGCUGGUCAAACGUUGUUAACCCGUGAAUCAUCAAGUAAGGAGUGGCUGUUCAAAAAUAAAAAAUCUAGUAAGGAGUCAGUAUACUCGACACGAUCCACAGAUGACCACAAGUCAAAGGCUAGAACAGGUUCUUCAGGCAUUGACUUUCACUUUUCUAUGCACAAAUGGGCCAAUGUAGGAGUACCAUCACUUAUGUCUCUUCAUCAAGGCACACAUCCUGGAAGUAGUAAAGUUAGUGUACUAUCAAUUGACAAUAUGCAAAAUUCUGGCUUCCCAAAUAAAGAUUUAUACGCGGAGAAACAACAAGUUAAAAGUUCAUUAUUACACGACGAGUUUGAAAGAAAAGGUUACGAAGAGGCUGGAACUAAGAAAAAGAUGAGUUCCAGUAACAAAGCCGAAGGUGUUGGAUCACCUAAAAACCAAGUUAAGGUUAUGCUCAAAGAUCUCUUCAAGAUGCCUAAUCAUGAAAGUCCUCCAAAAACCAAAACCAAAACCAAGACUAAGGUGAGCUCCUCUAUAUGGAAAACUGGAGCUAAAAAACGUAUUCAGGAAGAAGUCACUGAUAUCAUUUCAAAUCUGGAUACAAAUGUAGAAAUGAUGACGGAUGCUUUUAAAACAACAAGUUUCGCCUGUGAUUUGCCUGUAGAGUGUGUAAAAAUGGCCCAAGAUGCUUCAGUUACACUACCAUUGGAUAGUAGAGUGCCGGAUGAUUCGUUCAUGGUGAAGGAAGAAAUUAAGAGGUCCAAGAAGCAGAAAUUUGCACAAAACCGUACUAUUAGAACACUCGACGAUAUUGAUUUUCAGAAGAACGCCUCGCCAACUUCUGAUUCUAUUCCUAAAGGGUCUCAAGCUAGUGUUGAAACUAUAGACGAUCUCUCUUUUGAUAACUUCCAGGUAGAAGAGUUGGAACCUGUAGCAUCUGAGGCCAUUAUGGCUUUGGAUUCAAAGAUCCAUAUGUGGUCAAGUGGAAGAACAGGAAACAUUCGCUCACUGCUCUCCACUCUACACUUUGUUCUUUGGGCUGAGAGUGGUUGGAAGCCUGUUGCGCUCGUUGAUAUAAUAGAAGCAAACGCCCUGAAAAAAUCUUAUAAUCGAGCAAUGCUAUGUUUACAUCCCGAUAAGUUACAGCAAAAAGGCAUCGACUCACAUAAAAAGUACAUAGCCGAGAAGGUCUUAGAUAUACUUCAGGAGGCAUGGGAUCAUUUGAAUUGAUUUGGUGGUGCUACUGAUUGACUAUUUCAUUAUACAAGACAUUUGAAUAAAGAAGAUAGCUAGUUAUAUACAAAUAAGUUUUUUCCUUAGAAAAACUUUGAGAUGUACAACUACCUGUAAGCAUUAUAAGUUGUAUAUUGUGUAAUAAUAAAAUAUUAAUACAUUGGUAAAUAAAA